Messenger RNA from Contarinia nasturtii (swede midge), 908 nucleotides. RefSeq lists its product as uncharacterized. The coding region runs from base 102 to 761 and encodes 219 amino acids. The transcript is spliced from 8 exons. NCBI's taxonomy places the organism in Eukaryota, Metazoa, Arthropoda, Insecta, Diptera, Cecidomyiidae. The record is from RefSeq and is a predicted model, not a curated record.
GCGCCGUAUAUCGAAUUAAUUUCGCUUGGCAUAGGGGGAAAUAUUUUGACAGAUAGUACUCGAUCCUUUGGAAAUAUUCUAAUAUAAGAACCUAAAAAAAAAUGAAGCUUUUGACUAUACUUUGUGUGUUGGUCGUUGCAUCGGUGCCCACAAUCAUGGCAGGAGGAGGUGAAAAUAAUAGUAAAAACAAACACAAAAAGAAAUCAAAGUUUUUUGGACUCUUUACUAGAGGCAGUACCAGCAAAAGUGUAGCGCUUCCCGAUGUAUGUCCAGAGCCUGCAUUUUAUCAGAAAAUAAAGUUGCCUCAUGUCUUCGCAUCCCCUACAGAGCUGGAAAUAGCCGAAGGAAUAACACAAUGUUUUCUGAAUUUUGUGAAAUCAUGCUCUGCUAAGCCUGAUAUAGCUUUCUUAGAGCUCAGAGGAGCUGCUCAGGAGAAUAAAAGUAUUGUAUUGAACAGAGGAUUAUUGCCUGGUGAAUUCGAUGAUCUAAAUAACAUUUGCAACGAAAUAAAUGCACUUGGAGAAUCGUUUGAAAGAGCCCAUAACACCAAACAAGGCUAUCAAGAUUUUGAAAACGAUAAUUUGAGAAUUCGAAGUUUUGUACGAACGUUGAAAAAUCUCUACGAUCAGUCGUCCACUGAUCCUGCGAAACAAAAAAGUAUAAGUCUAGUUUGUUAUGACCUGCACACACUUAUGAUUUAUAUGAAGGCACUUUUUAAAGAACCACCAAAAAGCAUGCAUAACUACUCAUCGAGUUCUUAAUGCCAGUGAAAAUUUGAACCUUAGUUCAUAAUCCUUAAGUAAAUUAAUUUCAAUAGAUCCGUGUUGAUGUAAUGAAUAUGAUUUAUAUCUUGGGAAGCUGAAUAAAUACUAUGGAAAUAAAAACAAUGCUAUUUUCAAAACUAAAAA